Lycium ferocissimum is the source of this 1569-nucleotide messenger RNA. RefSeq lists its product as uncharacterized. The coding region runs from base 1 to 1569 and encodes 522 amino acids. Lineage: Eukaryota; Viridiplantae; Streptophyta; Magnoliopsida; Solanales; Solanaceae. The transcript is spliced from 4 exons. The record is from RefSeq and is a predicted model, not a curated record.
AUGGUCCGUUCCACGAAGGGCCCCCUAUGCAGACAAGAUGCUAAUUAUGUUAAUAACUCUCAAGGGGGUUACCAGAGACAGAAUUACCAAGGUGGUUAUCAGAGUCAGAAUCAAUGGAGACCUCAGCAAGGUCAAGGUGCUUAUAACAACUCGGGAAACUACAACAAUAAUUAUGGUGGUGCGAGCCAAGGGAGCUACAACAACAAGAAUAAAAUUUUGGGAACAAGAGUUCCAAUCCUUAUAUACCACCGAAAGGGCAAUCAACAGCAAGGUAGUUCGAAGGUUGAAUCAAUGCCAGAAGAUUCUCGGGCAAAUCGGUCAAGUCCGAGAGAACUUUAUCCGUCGACAGAGAAAGUGGGUGCCCAUACAACAGCUAUUCAGAAGCUCGAGUCACAGAUAAGGGAUAUUUCUAGAGAGCAGCACCCUCCUAAAAAAGGAGGACUUCCGAGUGACACUAUUCCAAAUCCAAAGAAUGGGGGAAGCGGUGUAGACCGUGUGUUUUCCAUCCCUACUAGCAAAGGUGGUAAAAUACUCCAAGGAGUCAAGGAUGAGAAGGUGAUUGAUCUUGAGCCGAUAGAUGAAGAGGAUGAGAGGUUGGUAAAGAAGAAGGAAGAUGCUAAAUUCGAGAAGUUUUAUGAUCAGUUGAAGCAGCUGUCUCUAAAUUUCCCAUUUUUGGAAGCUGUCAAGGAGAUGCCUGGUUUUGCUAAAUAUUUAAAGGACUUGCUGACCAAGAAGAAAAUGGUUCAACAUGAAACUGUAAGUUUGACUUAUACUGUGAGUUCCAUCAUCUCAACUACUACUGUUCAGAAGAAGGGAGAUCCUGGGGCGUUCACCAUCCCUUGUUAUGUGGGACACCAUGAUUUUGCUCGUUUGGGGAUGCCAAGGCCAACUACUAUGAGGUUACAAAUGGCUGAUAGGUCUAUCAAAAGAUCGGUUAGGGUGGUUGAUGAUGUACUUGUGCCGGUUGGUGAUUUUAUGUUGCCCACUGAUUUUGUAAUUCUUGACUGUGCUGUUGAUCGGGACAUUCCUAUUAUUCUGGGGAGACCUUUCUUUGCACAUAGGAGAGCUGCGAUGGAUUCGGAGAAAAAUGAAAUCAAGUUCCGAGUCAACGAUGAAGAAGUGACUUUUCAGGCUAGUAAGGGGAUAAAGUUACCAAGUGCUGACGAGAGCAUUUCCUUAAUUGAUUGGGUUGAUGUUAUUGACGAAGCAUUCAAGAUGGAAGAAAAAAGUUUGGGUGAAGCUCUAGUAUUCUCGUUAAUUUUGAUGCGAGGACAUGGAAGGUUAUGUGGAGACAAGAACACUUGUUGGUUGGGAUCAUAUUCCUACCAACCAAAGAAACCGAAUCUUGAUGCGGAAAAUAGAACAACUCCUCCAAAGAAGCCUUCGAUCAUUGAGCCACCUAAAUUGGAGCUUAAACAGCUUCCCUCACAUUUGAAGUAUGAGGUCCUUGGUCCGGAAAAUACAUUGCCAGUGAUUGUGUCAGCUCUACUGACUGAGGAGAAGAUUUUACAGCUUUUAGAGGUGUUAAGGGAGUAUAGGCGUGCUAUUGGUUGGACCAUAGCGAUUUGA